GUGUGCUCAGCGUUUUAGGAUAAAAAAAAAAUCUGACUGAUUAUUUUUUCAUACAUAGAAAGGAUAUUCUGCAGUGGCCGACUACAGAAAAAAAAGAAAAAAAGAGUGCUAUUUGACCGAACAGUUUUUCAAGAAGCAAAGCGACACUAAACGUAUCCUAGGAAGAUGGGGCACUCGUGGGUAUUUUCUCUGAUACUCUGCACAGUCUUCAUGUGUCAAGGCCAAUCGCAGGCAUGCUGGAGAACCCCAGAAGAGCAAGAAGCCAUGAAAAACAACACUAUGCAAGUGGGCUGCCAUAGGGAGCCUAGAGAGACCAUCGUUCGCUUGGAUGUCCCCAAAGGCUACGAUAAGGUGAACCCGAGUGCUGUCAUAGCCAAGCGCUGUUCGGGACUCACUUGUAUGAGGCUGGACCAAGAGUGCGUCGCUACAGAAACCACCAAGAGAAUGAUCAAAGCGGAAGCUUCCAGCAUGAACAUGGGAAUGCAGAAGGAAUGUGUUGACAUCCCGGUCGAGGACCACGUUGCCUGCGCCUGUCGGUGUCUGAAGACGCAAGAACUCUGCGGAAAAGUCAAGAUCUUCAACAAGAGGAUGUGCUCUUGCGACUGCCCGCUGGAGCGCAGGAAGACCUGCGAGAUAAGAAUGCGGGAUAUGCCCGGUACGGUCAUGUGGGAUCCAAACACGUGUUCGUGCCCUUGCAACGAAUGGAUGGAGUGUGGGUCGGGUGAACACUGGUCUGAUGAAAAGUGCAGGUGUGUUGAGGCAAAUUCGAAUGAAAUCUAGAAACUCGAUGGAGCAUUUCAAGAGCUGCUGAUGACAACGGAAUCUUGUUACAAGAAUGUAAUGGAUGACGACCAGUUUAGUCGACAGUGGUGCCUCUUAAUGACUUGGAAGGAUGAAAAAGUUGACAAACUUUUGUACUUGCAAUACUCUAGUUGCCUUAAUGAAGGUCAAAGCAUACGACACAUUUUUACACCCAGUAUACAAGAUAAUUUAGCUUUUUUAUAUCAAGUCAGCUUGAUACACACACAUUAUAUAUAUAUAUAUAUAACUGAGUCACGAAAAUUUGAAAAAAAACACUGUCACAAGGCAUUGCGGGCGUUUUUGUUACUAUCAUGGGCAGAACUUCACUAACCACCCGUGGACAAUAUUAUGUUAGAAGUCUCAUAAUUUUAUUAUAACAACUGAGUCUCUUAUGACGACAAUGCGAGGUCGACCCAGUUGGAUUCAUCAUUCAACAUCAGUCUUCACAGUGUCACUACGACAGCCAGGAAUCCAUCAUAACACUAAGAAGUCUUUACUGUAGCAGUAAUUGCUUCCGCAAUGGUAAAAUGACAGUAGUGAAAAAUCCUAGUGUUGUCAUGACACUCCUCGUGACAAUUGAAAUUUUCAAGAAGAUGAAGAGCAGUGAUUCUCACGACGGAUAGUAACGUGGACCAAAGUUAGGUUAGAUUGAGAACGUUUGGUUGCGAUGCCUUACUCUUUCUUCAAAAAGGCCAAACAUUCAUUCUUUGCUUAGCAUUUGUCAUGACGACUGCAGAUUUUACUGCCGUUCUCACUCCUAACAUAGUGUUCUAUUCUUCGCCAUGUAAUAUACUGAAUGAAUAAUAAGCUGAAUAAAUGAAUAAUAGGAA
Macrobrachium nipponense is the source of this 1631-nucleotide messenger RNA. RefSeq lists its product as uncharacterized. The record is from RefSeq and is a predicted model, not a curated record. Bases 166 to 780 code for a protein of 204 amino acids. Gene Ontology annotation, molecular function: growth factor activity. NCBI's taxonomy places the organism in Eukaryota, Metazoa, Arthropoda, Malacostraca, Decapoda, Palaemonidae. The transcript is spliced from 6 exons. Gene Ontology annotation, cellular component: membrane.